GAGGGGGUCCUGCAGUGCUCCACACCUGUUCUGUCCCCUCGGCUGCCAAGAGUUGCCAAAUACGUCCGACCCUCAGAAACCGAAUUUUUGAGCCUCCCGCCGCUUUACAGCCUUUUCGCAUGUAGCUCAACAACCACGCGUCCUAGCACAAAUCUGACACCAGGAGGUGACUCGCCAGGCUCGAUAGUAUUUUUGAAGAUGUCUUGGAGAAGAAAUUGGUCUCCCUCAUUGAGUUGCAGGUGGGUGUGCGGUACUCGACACUUUUCGAGCGCCUCGUGGCUGCCAAGAGUUGCCGAACUAGGAAGUGGAAGUGGUGGUGACAGAGAGGAGGAAAAUGCGACGAUGACGUCCCGUGCCUCAUCCCUUUAUCAACACGACCGCCCACCAUGCAGUAGGCCUUCAAACACGAAGGACCCCGUCACGUCCACAGUCCUUCCGACCAAUAUAGCACUCUCCCGCUCAGCUUCAGCGAAAUCGUCUCCGCCCUCAAACUCACCUGUUCCCUCCACGACUUCAAUCACCAUGAGUCCACCUCCAUCCGAUAGGCGUCUCUCCAUCGGGCCGGAAUGUACAGCUGAAGGCUUCGUCCCCGAUCCGCCUCGAGCUGCGAAGAGACGAAAGCCAAGCAAGGCGAAAUCGACCAGUUUCGCGUAUGGUGGCCUCAACCUCGCUGGCAAAGCUGUACAAGUUGUCGUUGGGGAGGGUGACCACGCUCAGGCACGGACCCUUCCCAAAGCGCUUCUUUGCCACCAAUCCUCAUUCUUCCGAGCCAAAUGCGAUGCCGAAUCCGUAAUACUGCUUCCAGAAUAUGACGCCAGCGCCUUCGAACUCUUCGUCGAGUUUAUUUACACGGGUAGCUUCGCUCAGCGCUCUGGUGCGUGCGCCAGCUGGGACAAGCCGGGCUUGCAAGUAUUGCCAGCUGGAUCAAACGGUGGGGACGACGAGGGCGUGGAACUGGUCGAUAAAACUGGAGUCCAUGCUUGGGUUCUUGGAGACCGCCUGGGCUCUAUUGGGCUCAAGAACUACGUCAUGCGCUUCCUCUUUUACCAUUCAACCACGACGAUUCAGGACCACAGUACAUACAUCGACCCCAAUGCAAUCAUGCACGCGUACGAAAAUACCAAAGAUGGUUCUAAACUACGCCAGUUCUUCCUGGACGCGACGAUGAGAUACUGGGGGGACGGGAACAUCAUUAGGAAGGACCUAAAGGAAUGGGAGGUCUUGCUUGACAAGGAAAAGGAGUUCCGAUACCCGCUAUUCAUGGCACUCGCAGAGGAUUCGGAUUCGCGAAUGGACAAGCACCUCGGGCCCAUGAAGGACUAUUUCGAGUACUACAUGGACGAAGAGGAUGCGACUCCAGCACCCACAGUCAAGACUGAAGCGGACGCCCGUUUGCAGACUGCUGCUUAAGCGUAGGCACGGAGCAUCUAGCUACACGACACGAUACUCAAUCUUCGUAACUACAGACUCUGCGACGACGGUAACAUCUCUUCUCCCGACUUUCGAAAGUUUGCAGACUUCAUCGGGGAUGACAGCCUUAUCCUCUGCAUCUGACGAAGGCAAUAUCAUCUCUUCAUGCAUAUAGCUUCUAUUGAGGAUGAUACGUGGGUAUUUUUUAUUUCCUUCAGGCGUUUGUUUUUAAGGAAAUAUAUCAUAGGAGAAAUUUCUCAUCUAGUGGUUUGCUUUGUUUUCGAAAAGUCAAUACAGGACAUGGUUCAUGGACAGAUAUCUCUCUUGAUCUAACUUUUGGGAACGCGAUACUCAUUGCGGUCUCCUUACUGGUCUGAUGCUCAACUUUCUGCCCAACCUCUUCAUACUUGCUCUGAAG
This is a messenger RNA of Mytilinidion resinicola, 1828 nucleotides long. RefSeq lists its product as uncharacterized. Bases 199 to 1410 code for a protein of 403 amino acids. Gene Ontology annotation, molecular function: protein binding. NCBI's taxonomy places the organism in Eukaryota, Fungi, Ascomycota, Dothideomycetes, Mytilinidiales, Mytilinidiaceae. The transcript has 3 exons. The record is from RefSeq and is a predicted model, not a curated record.